AUGUAUAACAGCUUAGAAAGAUUCAUCUCAACUGCUGAAAGAACUGGAUUUGAUGAAGAUCAUAGACUCGUUGGCGAUUUGUAUCCAUAUACUAGCUACGGAUAUUCAUUACUUGAAUUAUGUUGUUAUCAUGGAGCAUUUGAUUGUUUUAAGUUAUUAAGAACGAAAUUCAGCUCACACAUAACUCAAUCGUGUCUUCAAUUUUCAUUUUUAGGAGGAAAUCCAGAAAUAUUGAGUGAAUGUAGGUAG
Messenger RNA from Trichomonas vaginalis G3, 249 nucleotides. RefSeq names its product protein ubiquitination. The coding region runs from base 1 to 249 and encodes 82 amino acids. The transcript has a single exon. The record is from RefSeq and is a predicted model, not a curated record. Lineage: Eukaryota; Parabasalia; Trichomonadida; Trichomonadidae.